Phragmites australis (common reed) is the source of this 2438-nucleotide messenger RNA. RefSeq names its product inactive leucine-rich repeat receptor-like serine/threonine-protein kinase At1g60630. Lineage: Eukaryota; Viridiplantae; Streptophyta; Magnoliopsida; Poales; Poaceae. The transcript has 3 exons. Gene Ontology annotation, biological process: protein phosphorylation. Gene Ontology annotation, molecular function: ATP binding; protein binding; protein kinase activity. The record is from RefSeq and is a predicted model, not a curated record. Bases 169 to 2235 code for a protein of 688 amino acids.
CAAAGCUCGGUAGCUCCCUCUGCUCUCAUGCAGUCAUGCUCGCCGCGCCCGCCUUUCUUCAACCCCACCAAGAGUCUGCUCUGCUGCCCCGCCGCGCCGGCCAUCCCAUUUCAAAACCUACCUCAGCUCCUCUACUCACACAGCUAAGCUAAGGUAAGGCAACCAACCAUGCCUCCUCGUUGGACAUCAUGCCUCCUCCUCCUGCUACUCCACCUCGCCGCCGGUGCCGGUGACGCCGACGCUGAAGCUCUGCUCACCCUCAAGUCCUCCCUCGACCGCCUCCCGUGGCGCCCCGACACUGCGCCCACCUUCUGCUCCUCCUGGCCCGGCGUGCGCCAGUGCGCCCGCGGGGCCCGCGUCACCAAGCUCGUCCUCGAGGGCCUCAACCUCACCGGCUCCCUCACCGCCACACUCCUCGCGCCGCUCGCCGAGCUGCGCGUCCUCAGCCUCAAGUCCAACGCCCUCACCGGCCCCAUCCCGGACGCCCUCCCCCGCGCGCUCCCCAACCUCAAGCUGCUCUACCUCGCCGACAACCGCCUCCAGGGCCGCAUCCCCGCCAGCCUCGUCCUGCUGCACCGCGCCACCGUCAUCGUGCUCUCCGGCAACCGACUGACAGGCGAGAUCCCGGGCUCCUUCGCCGCCGUGCCCCGCCUCACCUCGCUGCUCCUCGACGGGAACCUGCUCACCGGCGCAAUCCCGCCGUUGGCGCAGCGCACGCUCCGGCUGCUCGACGUCUCCGGCAACCGCCUGUCCGGCGAGAUCCCGGCCGUGCUCGCGAAGUUCAACGCGUCGUCCUUCCUCCCCAAUGCGGGGCUCUGUGGGCCGCCACUCAGCAUUCGAUGCCUCUCCGUGGCCGCGGGUCCGAGCCCCAUGGUGGCAUUCGCGCCCCUGCCUCCGCCCCGGUCCAAGAGCCGGCGCGGCAAGAACGCCGCCAUCGUGGCCGGGGCGACGGUGGCAGGAGCGGUGGUGCUGGGCAUCCUGGCGGCGGCGGCGCUCAUGGCGUCGCGGCGCGGUAGGAACAAGCGCGUCGCCGGCGACGUGGACAAGGGCGGCGGCGCGGCAAUGCCAGCGCCGGAGGAGGAGCAACAGCCACAGCCACAGCCACAGACACAUGAUACAUCGGCGGCGGCGGGCGGCGGUCGGGAGUUCUCGUGGGAGCGCGAGGGGAUCGGGAAGCUGGUGUUCUGCGGCGGCGUGGCGGAGAUGUACAGCCUUGAGGAGCUGCUGCGCGCGUCGGCGGAGACGCUGGGGCGCGGCGAGGUGGGAAGCACGUACAAGGCGGUGAUGGAGACGGGGUUCAUCGUGACGGUGAAGCGCAUGCGGGAGCCGUUGGCGGGAGGGGAGUUGGGGCGGCGCGCGGAGGAGCUGGGCAGGGUGCGGCAUCCCAACGUGGUGGCGCUGAGGGCCUACUUCCAGGCCAAGGAGGAGCGGCUGCUCGUGUACGAUUACUACCCCAACGGCAGCCUCUUCUCCCUCCUGCACCUGCACGGAUCGCGGCCGUCCAGCAAGGGGAAGCCGCUGCACUGGACGUCAUGCAUGAAGAUCGCGGAGGACGUCGUGGCGGGGCUGCUGCACCUCCACCAGUCGCCUUCGCCCAAUGGCGGUGGCAUCGUCCAUGGCAACCUCAAGCCCUCCAACGUCCUCCUCGGCCCCGAUUUCGAGUCCUGCCUCACCGACUACGGCCUCGUCCCCACGCUGCUCCCCUCCAACGCUGACUCCUCCUCCUCCACGUCCCUCUUCUACCGGGCCCCUGAGGUACGCGCUGCCCACGCCUUCACGCCGGCGUCCGACGUCUACAGCUUCGGGGUGCUCCUCCUGGAGCUACUCACGGGCAGGACCCCGUUCCAGGACCUCGUGGAGCUGCACGGCGACGACAUACCCAGCUGGGUCCGCGCGGUGCGCGAGGAGGAGAGGGAGACCGACUCCGUGCCCGCCGGUGCCGGCGGCGCGGAGGAGAAGCUCACCGCAUUGGUCGGCAUCGCUGCGGCGUGCGUUGCCGCGGACCCGGCCAGGCGGCCGACCACACCCGAAGUGCUCCGCAUGGUGAGAGAGGCGAGGGCCGAGGCCAUGUCGUCGUCCAACAGCAGCGACCGGUCACCUGCGCGGUGGUCGGACGCGGUGCUGGGCCUGCCGCGGGAUCAGCAGGCCACAGAGAGAGAGAGAGCUUCACGGACAGGGACUGACUGCACUGCACUGCGGCAGCCAGCAGGCGAUUGGGAUUGUUGGAACAGCUAGCCCACUUCUUUUUUUUCCCUUUAGGCAGGCUACAAGAUACUCCAGAUUGUCAUUUAUUUGCAAGUUGAGUGAUCAUGUAAGCUGGAUUUGUAAAUCUUUUUUUCCCUGAAUUUGCGCUGUUUUUCAUCAGGGAUAAAAAGAUUGUUUUCAGUGCAGCCGAAGGCAAGCUGCCAGUGUUUGUGAUUUGAUUAGUUAACUGUUGC